GCCAUAUCAUGAUCCAGAGACGGCAUCGAUGAUCGAACGGGCGGCUAGAGCUCAGGGAGCAUCAGUUGAGUACGAAGAUUACUAUCCAACGGCUCAAGUGGUAAACAAGUAUAGAUACGGAUCUGAUCUCGUCAAACCUGGCGAGCUCGCGCGUCUAGGGACUCAGAUGCGAAGGUUGCAUGACUGGUACCUGAAAGCCUGUCGAAGAUGUGAAAGCUACAUCACGGUGUAUCUUAGAGAUGAGCAUUACUUCCGGGGGGAAGACGAGAUAAACAUUGAGUUAGAAGAACUGUUUCAGUUAUUCAAUCAAGACGCCCUCGACAAAGCUGUCAUCAGUUGCUACUGCCUGUAAGUGAUUUAUUUGUGUAAUUAAGUUUGUAGCUCAUUCAUUUGCACUAACAAUUAUCCUCAUUAUAUUCUUUGUGUACGCUAUACAUUUAAUUAUGCAGAAUGAAGAAGCUGGAAUACAAAAGAGGCAAGCUCCUACCGCUGGGGUUCAUAGACCCAAACACAGUUCAUAAAGUUACGGUUCGAGACUUCGCCAAGGACACAGAGGACAACAUCGUAAUGUUUUUAGAGAAGCAAGCAGACAAAGAGGAUAUAUUCUUUCCCUACAACUUCAAUUUCCAUUUUAUUCUCCUAAUCAUUGAUCUUCACCUUGGAGUCGUAAACGUCAUGGACUCGAAACGUAAAGAAUAUGCGGAAUGGGCGGACAUGGCUGCCAUCCUCCAGAGGGCUUGGAAACGGUUCAUCAAUACUGUUCCGGGUGAAUGGAAACCGGAGCUUACAUUUAGAGAUUACCCUGUAAGUAGUACUAUAUAUAUAGCUAUGUCCGUGAAACUUUAUAUAUGAUAUUUACUUUCAAUACGAU
Messenger RNA from Lolium perenne, 871 nucleotides. NCBI's taxonomy places the organism in Eukaryota, Viridiplantae, Streptophyta, Magnoliopsida, Poales, Poaceae. The record is from RefSeq and is a predicted model, not a curated record.